AUGAGAUCUGGCGAGACCGUGAGCUCCGAAACUCUCGACCAAUACGGCAGCGAAGGCUUCAAAAAGGAAAGAAACUACAAUGUCACGCUCAUUUUUAACAUGGCCAUGGGUUUGGUUAGCUGUAUGGCUAAUAAUAUCGAGCUUGCGCAGUGGAUGAAGUGCCAUUGCUCUAAGUGCAGCUACUACCGGUCACCAGCGUGGAUGGCGAAACGGUCUGACGAAAUGACACGCACGGUGCUUGUGCCGAAGCAGUUCUAUCGGCGCGGACGCGGUAAAGUUUGUGCUUCUGAUAGGCUCUACAACAAGCCCUGGAAAACGUACUUAUACUAG
Messenger RNA from Phytophthora nicotianae INRA-310, 330 nucleotides. RefSeq lists its product as hypothetical. NCBI's taxonomy places the organism in Eukaryota, Oomycota, Peronosporomycetes, Peronosporales, Peronosporaceae. Bases 1 to 330 code for a protein of 109 amino acids. The transcript has a single exon. The record is from RefSeq and is a predicted model, not a curated record.